Sitophilus oryzae (rice weevil) is the source of this 1308-nucleotide messenger RNA. Its product is annotated as piggyBac transposable element-derived protein 4-like. NCBI's taxonomy places the organism in Eukaryota, Metazoa, Arthropoda, Insecta, Coleoptera, Curculionidae. The record is from RefSeq and is a predicted model, not a curated record. The transcript has 2 exons. The coding region runs from base 1 to 1308 and encodes 435 amino acids.
AUGGAUAUAGAAAAAUGGCGCAACUACUAUGCAGAAUUACUGACAGAAAACCGACCAGAAUUUCAAGCAGUAGAAGAUGAGAACCUUGCAGGCACUUUAAUGAUAAGCGAAAGAGAAGUACAUCAAAGUCUCAAUCGAAUGAAAAAUGGGCGGUCACCAGGUCCUGAUAUUCAAGAUAUGGAUUCGUUACCAUUUAAGCUAAAAGGUUGGAGUUAUGAUGACCUGCAAGAUGAAUUGAAUAAUAUAUAUAACGACGCGGAGCCAAUACCUUCCGAGCCGGAGUCUGUAUUUAGUGAGUCGGAAGAUGAAGAUGACCAAAUACUGUUGGACCAAACUACACCUGCUUUGAAUUUUACUGAUUCUGAUACUGAUCCAGAAGAUAACGUGCCAUUAUCUAUUUUAGCAACUAAUCUGCUUCCUGUACCACCCGUAAACUCUAACGACUGGUCUAAGCUUGUUGAACCAGUACCCCCCUCAAACUUUACGUCAGAGUCCGGAAUUAAACCUGUUGUGAGAGAAAUGGUUGAUCCUACUCCGUACAAACUUUUCAAGUUAUUUUUUAAUGAUGGUCUGCUUGACCACAUAGUAUUCCAGACAAAUUUGUACGCACAGCAGUCUUUCAGCAAACAAAAACUUACCGAAAUCUCAGAAAUAAAAACCUUUCUAGGCAUAAAUUUAUUAAUGGGAAUUAAACGAUUACCGAGCUAUAGGGACUACUGGAGUACUUCUCCUGAUAUAAAUGAUGCUUACAUAAGUGGAUUGAUGCCUGUGAAGCGCUUUAGUUGGCUCCUUUCGAACUUCCAUCUCAAUAAUAACGUGCUAAUGCCUAAAAAGGGAGAAGCCCACUACGAUAAAUUGUACAAAGUGCGACCAUUAUUGAUUGCGUUAGCUGAGAAUUUUGAAAGGUGUAUGGCUCCAAGUAGGGAACUUGUAAUAGACGAGUCAAUGAUAAAAUUCAAAGGGAGAAGCUCGCUCAAACAGUACAUGCCCAAAAAACCUAUUAAACGAGGAUACAAGGUAUGGAUUUUAGCGAAUAAAAGUGGCUACUGUCAAAAAUUUGAUAUAUAUACCGGUAAAGCGGAGGACGCCGAAAAACAAUUAGGUGCCAAAGUUAUUAAACAAAUGCUCAAUGGAUUGGAAAAUAAAGAGCACAUUGUCUAUUUCGACAACUUCUUCAAUAGUACCGAACUUCUGGAAGACCUGACGAAAAAACUAAUUCAUGCCUGUGGUACCGUAAAUCCAUCGAGAAACACUUUGCCGGUGUUUAAACCGGAUCGAAAAUUGAAGAGGGGGAAUUUGAAGUUUUAG